GGAGUCGUCGCGUCCGCUAUGGCGGCGGGAGGCGGCCCGUGGCGGCAGGUGCGGCCGCGGGCGGGAGCGGCGGGGUCUCCCCGCGGGGCCGGCUGAGGGAACCGCUCGCUCCGCGCUCCGCAGCCGGCCCCCUCCCGCGGGCGCCGCUCCUUGCCCCGCGGCACGGCCCGGAGGGGCCAGAGGUUGCGGCCGGCCGCCCCGGGGAGCAGGAGCGGGGCGGCCGCUUCCUCCGGAGCCCUUGCCGGGGCGGCACGGCACGGCGGGUGGUGGGAACGCUGCCUCGUUGCUCUGCAUCAAGCUCGGAUGUGUCUUGUGCACAGGUUUCCGCGGGCAAAGCGCACGUUUGGGGGCUGGGUUAGGUGUUACAAGAGUUAGUAGAACUUCCUAACUAAAGUUAUGGAGGCAGUCUGUGUAACUUGAAGCAUUCUAAGCCUAUAUAUGCCUGUUUAAGCCUGUAUGAUCUUGUGCAAGCACAAGCAGAUAAUAGGAAAUUAGCUUAAUCUUCCAAGAUGUUAAUGCCAACAUAGGACAUGGCAUCAGUGGUUUUUACAUAAGGAGUAUUAGGGGUGCUCAUAGCUGGUGAGACCUGGAUGACUUUAACUAAAUCAUUCAUAUAAUGCUUAAUGAUUUCUGUGUGUGACCUGAGCUUUUAAUCUCAGUUUUUAAAGACAAAUUCUGUUUUCAGAUCAAUGAUUAAUCAGCGUUUAACAUACCCUUCACAAAAUGUCAGGUUUUGUAGAGCAUAAGGAAAUAAAUGUCCUCUUUAUUCUUUUGUUCAUAAGAGGUAAUUCAUUUGUUUGUGCCUGAGGAGAGAGAGACAAUUCAGCCUUGAACAUUGGGUAAUGAGGAUGAUUUCUUAUUUUCUGGAAGAAUAAAGAGCGUCAAAGACAGGAGACAUUAAGUGCCUAAUUAGUGGAGGCAUAUAAAAUGAGCUGAAUUUUCUCCAGGAAAAGACAGAUACUCCUUUCACCGCAGGUCGAAUAUCCUGAUGCCCAACUUGCUGUCUUAUUGGAGCACGGUGGAGCUUGCAUGAUGACAUCUUCCCUGAGGUCUUCUCAGAAACUGUCAUGAGAUUAUCUUGCUGAGCAAAACUGUUACUUGAUGCCUGCUAACAGAAGAGUAUUGAAUCACUUUGUGUCACCACUUCAUAGGGGACUUUGGGUACUGUAGAUGUUCCUCUCAGCAGCACAUCAUGCUAGAUGUAACAGAGGAGAUGGAUAGCCCCACAUUUAAAAGUGACACUGUACUUUCUGAUGUUCACUUACACUGUCCAAAUAAAAGACAUCUCAUGGUACGAUUGAAUGCAGUGGGACAACCAGUAUUCCUGUCAUAUUUCAAACUCCUUUGGAACACAGAAGAUUCAUCAUCUGAGAAACGUGUGAGAGAAGCUACAACAGAAAGAGAACUCCAGUACCAAAGUGGAGAUGAACUGUGUGACAAGGACAGGAAUAAUCUAAAAAAGGAAAGAGAAUUGCUAAAUAAUGAAGGAGUAGAAGCUCUGCUAGAUGAGGACGGAGACUUGGAAGUGGUCAGAAGACCUCAAAGUGCCUCUGAUUUAGAAGCAGAGGAUCUUUUGAGGGAUAGAGUGUAUCCUGUCAUUCUGAUGAAAGGGAAAGAAGAUGCUUUUGAAGAUGAAGAAGAAUGCACUAGCAGUGAUGUUGUUAAAAUAGAACAUACUAUGGCAACCCCCUUAGAAGAUGUUGGUAAACAAGUCUGGCGUGCAGCCUUUCUUCUUGCUGAUUACAUUCUGUUUAAACGGGACACGUUCAGGUGUUGCUCAGUCCUAGAGCUUGGAGGUGGCACUGGAAUUACAAGCAUUAUUAUGGGAACAGUUGCCAAGAGAGUUUAUUGCACAGACGUUGGUGAAGAUCUUCUGGCCAUGUGCGAGCAAAAUGUUACAUUAAACAAACACCUGAUGGAGCCAGGAAGAGGGGAAGUUAAAGUGAAAGAACUGGACUGGCUGAAAGAUGAAUUCUGCACUGAUCCUGAAGCUCCUUACAGCUGGUCUGAAGAAGAGAUUGCUGAUUUACAUGACCACUGUACUGUGAUAAUAGCAGCUGAUGUGUUCUAUGAUGAUGACCUGACAGAUGCCUUGUUCAGAACGCUGUAUAGAAUCACACACAACUUGAGAAAUUCUUGCACAGUUUACCUAGCAUUAGAAAAGAGGCUGAACUUCACUUUAAGACAUAUGGAUGUUACAUGUGAAGCCUACAGUCAUUUUAGAAAUACUCUAAAUGAUUUGGAGAGCCUCCAAGAUAGAAAAAUUAAAUAUGUUGUGGAGCCCAUUAAGCUUGAUUUCUGCCAGUUUCUUGUUUAUGAACGAAUGGAGCAGUUGGAAUUGUGGAAGAUCAUUGCUGAACAGCUAACAUGACAGGGACAUGAGAAAAUGGAAGAUCUUUAUCUAAGGAUAAAGGGGUUUUUUUGAUGUUUUAUUAAAAAAGGAUUUUCAUCCCAAGAAAAGCAUUUUCCUGGUGGGACUGUGCUCUCAGAAAGUGUUGUUGCACAGAUUUGCUUUACUUCAGUAAGUUCGGGUUUUGGCACUUAGAAUAUGGUUUCUUUGACAUUUCUUCUAUAAAACUGGUGUUGAUCUUCAAAGUACGUGCUGGAUGCCAAACAGUGGCAGUGACACAGUGACUUGCUCUUUGGGAUCGAUGACAUAAGCUUUAGAUUGUCAGAAAGGGGCACUUGACCUUUUCCAUGUGGCUGAUUUGCAGAUGUUGUGCAUUUUCCUUUUUAGUUUUCUGAACAUGGACACUGCUGUUGGUCUCUUCCAGGUUCCACAUUGUUUUGUAUUUAUGGAGAUUUGUGAAACAGUGGUCUGGGCAAGACCUGUUUGUCUUUCAUGGACUUUUCUUUAAGCAAUCUCUUUAUGAAACUUAGUCCUUAAUUUUCAGUUUGUCCUGUCUAAAUCAUUCUAGUUCAGGGCUACUCUCUGAACUGAAAGGACACAAGAUGCAUUUUGUUUGAGCCUCUAAAAAUACUCCACAGAGGUCUUGGAGGUACAUUGUCCUGCUGGAACUUUAAGCUAUUCCCACCCAGGAUAAGGGUGGGAAGGUACAUUGUGGAGAGAUACGCUAACACUCUUUACAUGUUUGGAAUCCUACCUUCAAUGUAAAUGUGUGAGGCUGGGGAGAAGGAGGCGACCAGCGAUAUCUUGCCCAUGUGAAUGGGGCCUUCAGUACCUUAGCUUUUGGAUUAAAGUACAACAUAUUGGUCACAUCUCUCCUGUGUUAUUAAUAAAACCAAAAUCUGCUUGUACUUUUAAUAAAUCUUGUGUGUACUGUUAUGUUUGUAUCACUUGCCAUAUGUACACUGUCACGGAAGCUCUUGUGCGAGCUGCUGGAUUCUUUAACGUUAUGCGAGUAUCGGUGAUGAAGCUGUUCCGGCUCGUGACUUGUGAUUUCUAAUGCACACAUUGCGUUAGAAGCAUCUGGUAUACUUCUUGAAAAUCUGUUUUACAUUUGGUUUAGUUCCAUUGGUUUAGGUGAGUUAUUUCAUAAACUGCUUAUAUCUGUGAAGACAUACUUUCUUCAUGUUCUUUGAUGAGAUGAAAGGUUAUUAGGUGAUGAUGGCCUUUUCGUGUUGAGUAUAGUCAAAGUAAAAAUUACCUUAUCUUAGCAGAUAACUACCUAGAUAGACAGAACUUCUCUCAGAACCCUCAUUUGAACUUCGAAGAUAUAAAACUAUAUUUUAAUCCAGAGAAUCCCAAACUAUUGUUUGGUUUGUGAUGUUACUGACUUUGGUAGGUUAACUGAAAACAACUGGUUUUGAAUGUAGCUGCUAUUUAAGUAGUAAUUUUUUGAAGGCUGUAGCAAGAAACUAAUUUGAACUGAUGUGAAAUAGUGUGUGCAGUUAGGGAAGAUUUUUACUUGUGCAGGACUUCUGAAAGUCUUUGGAAUUUGUGAACAGAAACUGAUCCAGUUAAAGGGAUACUGUAGAUCUUUUAAGCAUGGAAUUCAGCCAUUUUACGAGAGCUGACUUACAUUAACGUCUGAAAAAUAUUUUCAUACUUCUAUCUUCAGUUGAGUAAACAUUGUGGCUGCUUGGGGAGCAAGUUGAAGUAGAAUUUCCUCCUAAAGGAACAAAGUUAAUCUUUCUUUGAUUAAAAGUUGAGGGGAUUAAAAGUUCUUUGGUUGAAAGUUGAGGGGAAACAACAGCUUUGAGGAUUCAGUGACUGACGCCAAAUCACAAAUUUGGAUAUGACCCUUUUCACUGAUGAUAAGCAAUAGCUGAAAGUAGGCAACAGUUCUAAGAACUCAAGAACCACAAGAAUCUCACAAUGCGUUAGCAUUGUGGUGUUAAUGAGAGAUAAUGUAGCCUGUCUUGCCAGAGAAUUGUCCACUACUGCGUAAGGAUAUGAAGUAUGGAUAUGACCUUCUUAAUUUUGACUUUAAUCAUACUUUAAACAUGCCGUACAUGACAGUUGUUUUCAGAAAUCAUCAUGUGAAUUUACACCUUUAGCAGUUCAUUGUUGAUUAAGAUGUACAGGCGGGGAAUUGUUUAGUCUUGAGCAUACAGAUAAUGAUUGGAAAUCAAGUUAGUGCCUAAAAUGAUAAUGCCUCGAGCACAUUAUCUGUGUUUAUGUAAUCAAGAAGGAUUUUUUCCAAAUAAAGCAUGGAUUAAAACAUAG
Messenger RNA from Strigops habroptila (Kakapo), 4630 nucleotides. RefSeq names its product methyltransferase like 22 (gene METTL22). Gene Ontology annotation, molecular function: protein methyltransferase activity. The coding region runs from base 1193 to 2371 and encodes 392 amino acids. Gene Ontology annotation, cellular component: nucleus. Lineage: Eukaryota; Metazoa; Chordata; Aves; Psittaciformes; Psittacidae. The transcript is spliced from 11 exons. Gene Ontology annotation, biological process: protein methylation. The record is from RefSeq and is a predicted model, not a curated record.